Fulmarus glacialis (Northern fulmar) is the source of this 1031-nucleotide messenger RNA. RefSeq names its product leucine-rich repeats and transmembrane domains 1 (gene LRTM1). Lineage: Eukaryota; Metazoa; Chordata; Aves; Procellariiformes; Procellariidae. Gene Ontology annotation, biological process: axonogenesis; regulation of presynapse assembly; positive regulation of synapse assembly. Gene Ontology annotation, molecular function: protein binding. The annotation marks the transcript as partial. Gene Ontology annotation, cellular component: membrane. The record is from RefSeq and is a predicted model, not a curated record. The transcript has 2 exons.
GUAAUUGGCUUUUGGUUUUGAGUGUCUUCUUGUUAAUAUAUGCAGCUCAUGGAUGUCCCGACAAAUGCCUAUGCUAUACAGCUUCAAAGACUGCAGACUGCAAGAAUAGAGGAUUUACUGAAAUUCCCGCCCGUUUACCUCCUGAAAUUCAGAUACUACAGUUGCAGAAUAACCGUAUUUGGAGAAUCAACCAAAAUGCAUUCACUGGAACACCCUUGCUCAAAAUCUUAGACUUGUCUAAUAAUUCUCUCUCGAGUUUGGCACCAGGUGCUUUCCAAAAAUUACGGUAUCUACAGGUUCUAAACCUAACCAGAAAUUUGAUUCAUUUUAUAGAAAACAAGACUUUCAGUUUCCUCCCACACCUAAAAGAACUGGACUUGUCAUCCAACAGCAUUAUACGUUUGCCUGAGACUUUUGGAAACAGCACAGGGAAUAUAACGUUGCUGUCUGUGAAGCAUAACAAACUUCAGAAAAUGGAAAGAGUUCUGCUGGAGUCACUUCCAAACCUGAAAGUGGUUCUUUUCAAAGAUAAUCCCUGGCAAUGUAAUUGUAAUGUCUUUGGUCUGAAACUGUGGCUGGAGAGCUUUUUAUACAGAGGAGGAAUAAGUGACGGCAUUAUCUGCUCAACACCAGGCAUUCGGAAGGGAAAGGACCUCCUCAAAGUUCCCUAUGAGCUGUUUGGGGCGUGCCCUCUAGCGACAGCUCACGUUCAUCUGGCUAGCAUUCACCACCAUAGCGUUGAGCACAGAAGUUCUCUGAAGCAUGCCCAUCACAAUGAACACGGGGAAAACAGCCGUUCAAACUGUGAACCCAAACCAAAGCCAAGGCCUGUUAGUUUGCGUCAUGCAAUUGCCACUGUAGUAAUAACUGGAGUUGUCUGUGGAAUUGUGUGUCUAAUGAUGUUGGCAGCUGCUGUUUAUGGUUGUGCCUAUGCUGCAAUUACUGCUAAAUACCACAGAGAACAUUUGGCCCCGGUCAGACAGCAUGGGACUCCCGAGGAAAAAGAGCCAUUUGAUAGUUCCUUGGCUUGA